GGCGGUGCCGCCGCGGCGCUUGCUCGGCCGCUGGGUCCCGGCGGCGGCGGCAGGGGGGAGUCACGGCCGGGCCGGGCCGGGCCGGGCCGCGCCGCCGCGGGGAGGAUGAACUGGCUGUUCCCCCUGGCCAAGGGCGGCGGCUCCUCCUCGCCCGCCGCGCCGCUGCCCGCCCUCACCAGCCUGCAGCAGCAGAAGCAGCGGCAGAUCGAGUCGCUGCGCAGCUCCCACGCCGCCAUUGCAGAAAUUCAGAAAGAUGUGGAAUAUCGACUGCCAUUCACUGUAAACAACCUGACAAUUAAUAUUAACAUCUUGCUACCACCUCAGUUUCCUCAGGAAAAACCAGUCAUCAGUGUGUUCCCACCUGUGAGACAUCAUUUAAUGGACAAGCAGGGUGUAUAUGUGACCUGUCCACUAAUAAGUAAUUUUACAAUGCACUCGGAUCUUGGAAAAAUUAUUCAAAGUUUACUGGAUGAGUUUUGGAAGAAUCCACCAGUUCUGGCUCCUAGUUCGACAUCGUUUCCGUACCUUUACAGCAAACCAGCUGGAAUGCCUCCGUAUGCUCCUCAGGGGUUUCCAUUUCUUCCUCCAUAUCCUCCCCAAGAAACAAAUAGAGCUAUAGCCCCUGUGCCAGUUGCUGAAUCUGUUCCUUCAAGUUACACUACAGAUAAGCCUGCUGCUCCCUCUUAUGGCUUGAUUGCUGAUCUGCCACUGCCUGUCCCAACAGCUGAAGCAGUACUUCAGGUUGGCCAGAAUGGAUUUACUUACAAGAUGCCUGAUGUUCCUGAUGCAUUUCCAGAACUCUCAGAACUAAGUAUAUCGCAGCUGACCAAUAUGAAUGAGCAAGAGGAAGUGUUACUGGAACAGUUUGUGAAUCUACCACAGCUGAAGCAAGUCAUUACUGAUAGAGAUGAGUUAGUGAAAAGCAUUGAAGAGCUGGCAAAAAAAAACUUAUUGUUGGAGCCUAGCUUAGAGGCAAAAAGACAGACAGUGUUGGAUAAAUAUGAGCAACUCACACAGUUGAAAGCAGCCUUUGAGAAAAAGAUGCAAAGACAGCAUGAACUUAGUGAGAGUUGCAGUCCAAGUGCUCUGCAAGCCAGACUGAAAGUAGCUGCUCAUGAAGCUGAAGAGGAAUCUGACACUAUUGCAGAAGACUUCUUAGAAGGCAAAACAGAAAUAGAUGACUUUCUCAGUAGUUUCAUGGAAAAGAGAACACUCUGCCACUGUAGAAGAGCCAAAGAGGAAAAACUUCAACAGGCAAUAGCAAUGCACAGCCAAUUUCAUGCUCCGCUAUAGAAUUCCUGCAAACUAGACCUACCACGAGAAGAGUGAACAAACCCCAUAAAGCACACUUUUUAAUAACUAUUAUUUGCAAAUAACCAUUUCAUCAUAUGUGGUUGUAUUUCUAGAGGAGAUUGUAUACAGAGCUGGGACUGUUUUGUACAAAUUAGAAUGUCUCUUUAUAUUCUCAUUGUACUAGAGAAAUCCUUCUAUUGCAAUCUUUGCACUAAUUUCUUGUAUUUAUUGUUGAUAGUUCUUAUUAUACUUGAGUUCCUGCUGCUAUACUCCAUUCUUUAGAGAUUAAAUAUCAAAGCUGUAAUUUUGACUAGCUCUUUACAUUUUUAUAAAAACAUGAUUCAUAUCUUUUGUAUUCUUGACUUUAAACAUAGGUUUGGCUUGAUCUGUGAAAGAGUUUGAGACAGCUAGUGAUGGGGCUUUGGAAACAGGAGUUAAUUAUUUAAGAUUGUCAGUGAAUUCACUGGCUGUUUUUUCUUGAGGCCAAAAAUGUUUAGCAGCAUUUUUUUUAAGUAAUAAUACAAAACUAAAUUUAGCCUGUAUUGUGUUUUGGAUAAGUAGUUUUGACUUAAGCAAAGUAUGUUUUGGAACAUUUUCUUUGAAUCAAUCAAAUAAAUGAUCUCUAGAUUUAAUGUAUUACUCAGCACUAAUGGAAUUUUGAUUUCAGGAGUGGCAUGGUACCUACCAGUGUAAUUAAAUAUAACUUGCAUUUGGCAAUUUCAUUUUCGUCCUGGUUUUACUUGGAAAGAGUGGAAAAAAAAAUCAAGUCACUUCCUAGUUCUGGUGUAUCAUACAAUAUGAAUGGAUUUAUCAUGUGAUGAACCUGAAAGCACUUUACAAAAUCUUAAUUCUGAAGUUUUGUGAAGUAGCAGUUAUUUUCCUUUUUUCUUUUUUAAAAGGAAAGGAAUAAACACUGUUUUGUCUAGGGUUACCCAGUAUGUUAUGUCAAGGCCAGUAAUGAAAAUUUGGAACAGUGAGUCUUAAUCUUGUCCUUUAAUCACUGAAUCAGGUGAGAAUGGGUAGUGUAGCCAAGAACCAAGUGUAGUAUCUUAUAGGAGAAAAAUACAACCUCCUGAACACAUUCAUGUAUGUUAUGUGUCUCUCUCUCUCUGUAAAAAGACACGUUCUUUUUCUUAUUUAUCUUAUCAGUGAAUGAAGUUCUCAUGCAGAAAGUCAGAAUUUAGAAGAAAAGUAGUUGUAUAGUUAUGGGACAGAAAUAAGAUAAAACCUGCAGAAAUUAAUAAUCUAUCCGGAAUCCUAUUUUUUUUUCUCUUUAUCUUUUGUCAGGAAGCAGUUUGGAGAUAACAGCACUUUUGUAGCCAAGAUGUUAACAUCUGUGGUAUCUAGAUAGGGUCACAGGGCAAUGUAGAUUCAAGUCUCAGACUAAAGCAGGUUGGAACAGGACAGUUUUUUCUGUAUUGGUAAUCUUCUAGACAGUCCUAAAGUCUGUGCUCUUGUAGCAAAAUGGAAUAAUGUAUUUCUUUUCAGUUAGAGGUAAGUGAGUAAACUUGCAGUCAUGAAAGUCACAUAAGCACAGCAGGAAGUCUAAUCCACAGACUAGUAAGUCUUCAAGUAGGCCUGUAGUCUGUGCUGUAUCAUACUUUACAAUAUUGUGGUCUGUCUUAAGCUAUCACUUUUCAGGGCAAGUAAGUUAUUCUCUUGUACUCAUGGGAAUUUGUGGGUUCAUUUAGUUUUUUUUUUGUUUGUUUGUUUUUGGUUUUUUUGUUAAGCUGGCCCAAAAUCUGCUAUUAGGUGUCCCAAGCAAAUGAUCCAAAUCAAAAAAGAUGCUUAGGUGCCUGAAGCUUGUAAGUACUGCUGUUUAAGUAAUGAAGAAUAUCUCCUACAAAAAACAUUGUUUCCACUGAGUGUGCCUGUUUGUUGACAUUGCACUUCUGCUAACAUGCUAGCUGAAGUCCUAAUUCAAAAUGAGACACUGUAAAAUAUGUUUUGGAUGAUCUGAGUAUUUUAAUCUCUGCAGCCCAGGAGGAGACUUAGGUUUAAGAUGCACUCUUGCCAUCAGUGUUACCUUUUUGGCAAAUUCCAUCUACUUUUAUGCUGAACGUGCAAGUUGUUCUGGAUCUUUUUCUAAGCAUCUAGGUAAGGAGCUUAAAGACAGGACACAAUUCUGUGUAGAGUUAUUUUUUUCCUUUCCCUGUGCAGAGAGAAAGGGACAGAUGACCAAAUACUUGGUGCUGUUCCUCAAUUGAAGUGUUUCCCUUAUACAUUUUGUAAUGAUUUGGAAGAACAAAUUUUUUCCUCAUCUGUCACCUUCAGCUGAAUGUUACGUGAUGUGUUGUGGUGCUCUCAUUUUAAGAUUGAACUAUCUAGCUAGCUCACCUUCAGAGGAUUUGUUUCCCAGACCAGUACUAGUUCUCAACACUUCAGCUUUUCCUUGUAGACUACUCCUGUAUUUUCUAAGAGAGCAAACUUACAGAUUCAGGGCUUUUUCAUAGAGUGUUUCUGAUAGCACUGGAGGACAGUCUAUAAGAAAAUGUCAAUGUUCAAUAUCAUUUCUUAGUACAGUGUUUUUUGUUCAGGGAUGUAAAUGUUCGGGGUUCUCUCUUUUCUCCUUUUACCUAUUCUCUUGUAUUGUUGUUCCUGUUCCUACACUUAUUUCUAUUUUUAGCCCCUCAUGCAAUCACAAACUCUUCCUUUAGGAACAGCACAGAAGUCUGUGUUCAUAGAGGGUGUGUUGAGUUAACUACAGGUAUCCUGUAACAUGCAGGAAGGGCCAACCCAUUUCUGGUUCUCAAGGAACAAGCCGGUCUACUACUGAGUUAUAUCUCUUUCUGAUUUAGUCUCACACCUGGUGGGCCAAUGAUGUUUGUUUUUGUUUCCUCUAAUCUUCAUUCGGUCACCAGAUGACCUGGUGGAACACUGAUCAUGUUUUGCCCAACAAAUAAGGGUAAGUUUCUAGCACGCUGGUAGCGUUCACUGUUAGACUCUUCCCUUACCUUAUCUUGCAGAAAGAUGAAGUGUAGGUAUAACUCCAGCUUGGAACAAUUUCCUGUGAAAUGUAAGAGAAUGGAAGCUGCUAUUAGUUGCAUAUUCUAAAGUCUCUUAAAAAUGUGUCAAGUGAGCUCUUAAGCAGCUUGGAAUAGUAGGGAAUGUACAGUGACUGGCUUCUGGAGAGUGGUGCAUUAUGGCCAUGUUCAUAAUGAGGUGUUCUGCUAAGUUGAAACAGUGACAUAAAUUAGCAUGAAUACAAGUCUUAGCAUGAAAUGCCAAGGUGGGGGAGGGUUGCAUUCUGUAGUGCAACAGCUGAUGGAGCUGACUUUUGAUAUUUUUUAACUUCUGAUCUCAUUGCUAAAUGUUUUCUAUGAUGGAAUUUAAGCCUGUUAUUCCUCUCUGAGUUAACUGACUACUGAAAUCUCUGUAUAGCAAUUGUAACUGACUUUUAUUUUAAUUUUUUUUUUUUUUUUUUUGAUUUGCAGUAUAAGGCUGUGAAAUCAAGUAAGUUACUGUAGGACAUAUAUAUAUGUAUAUACUGGUGGUAUACAACUGUGGAGUUAAUAGCACUUUCUGUUGGGGAUUUUAGAAGAAAGCUUUCCUAGAUUUCACAGUAUGCUUGACAUGCUAAUCUUUCUAAAAGGCAUUGACUGUCAGGUUUGUGCAGCUAUGCUGGUCACAACUACAAGCAAUAGACUACCCAUUCUAAAUAGUACCGAAUGUUCUUACUAUAAUUGUUGUUUGAUCUGUAAAUACUCUGUAGCUUUGUCACUUUGGACCUUGACCAAAUACAGAAAUUAGAAGGCUUUGUUAGUGUUGUUUCUGUCCAAGUUGUUUUUGCUACUUCCUUUGAAGACUAGGAAUGUUCUCUUGAGAGAUCUGAAGACUUUCACAUAAAGCUGAAUUAAAACUCUGGCAGCAAACUUAAGUCAGUUAUCACAGCCUUAUUGUGUACAUGACUGAACAGUAAAUACUGUAAUGUGUUAAACUUACAAAUAAACACUUUGGGAUUUUUAAGAA
Messenger RNA from Rhea pennata, 5262 nucleotides. RefSeq names its product VPS37A subunit of ESCRT-I (gene VPS37A). Bases 106 to 1293 code for a protein of 395 amino acids. The transcript has 12 exons. Gene Ontology annotation, biological process: protein targeting to membrane; ubiquitin-dependent protein catabolic process via the multivesicular body sorting pathway; protein targeting to vacuole. Gene Ontology annotation, cellular component: ESCRT I complex. The record is from RefSeq and is a predicted model, not a curated record. NCBI's taxonomy places the organism in Eukaryota, Metazoa, Chordata, Aves, Rheiformes, Rheidae.